Messenger RNA from Parnassius apollo (apollo), 1029 nucleotides. The record is from the annotation of a GenBank genome assembly. Lineage: Eukaryota; Metazoa; Arthropoda; Insecta; Lepidoptera; Papilionidae.
AUGCCUCCGUUAGGAGGCAAUUCUCCAAGAAAAAACGAAAUCGACAACCGAAUAGUCAGAACCGAUAUAUCUGAUAAUCCUCUACGGUUGACGCCUGGCGCAAGAAUGAGGGAAGAGCCUCCAGAAUUGCCUCCAAAACCACCAAAGUACCAAAGGCAGUUUCAAAGACAAGCGUCCUUAAUCUGCAAGCCAACUAGACAAAUCGUACGGUGUAGAACACGCAGCGAGGAUUUAGAAAUGGCGCAGUUAAGACAAAGACAGACGACAAAAUAUGAAAGAAACGCUGAUAGCGAUGACGGUCUAGAAGAUAAUAGACUGAAGCAUAGAUAUGAAGUUAUCCGAGACUUUGAUGAUCUCACAGACUAUUCACCGACGAAGAAGAGAAUAGUUGAAGCUGACGCCAGUGAAAUAGAAGAGUAUAAUGUAGAUGGACCAGACGAAAACGAAUUGAAAGAAAUACCAACGGAAAUAGUAAAAACGGUAAACGGAAAGACACAUAGAUACGCGAUAGUACCCUCCGAUGAUGAGGAGCCGAGGAAAAUGAACGUAACAUUCUCAUCUCCAAUUAUGUCGCAGAAGAACCUGAUAGCGACUCAAAAACUCCAUGAGUUGCUAUCGACGCCCAGGAAAUUAAAAAGUUAUGCGAGCCAACCAUCAGUGAGAAUGACACCGAACAAACAGACAAGUCCAAACGUGUAUGUAGAUACUCCGAGGAAGUUUAUCGCAAGCACACCAACAAAAGGGGUUACUCCUUCUAAAUCUUGUGCUAAUUUAACGCUGAUGAGAAGUGGAACCUCCCCAAUCUCACCAAAAGCGCAGCAGAAGUUGAAUUACGGUUUGCCCGAAGAGUUGGAAAGGCAAGACGUAUUUGUGACAAGUAUAAGAGAUAAAAGUCGCGAUAGGAGUUUUGAUAUGGACAGGAGAGAAGUGAGCCGAGACAGCAGAAUAAAAUACGAUGCUAAAGGAAGAGAUAGUCAAAGGAGAGACAAGAACACAGCAAUCAUUAUGCCCAGGUACGUGAACUUAUGA